AUCGAUAACUUAUGCGAAAUUAAAACAUUAUUUGAACUUUUUGUUAGUAAAAUUAAUUUCUGGGUGAAGACUUUGCUAUUUUGUCUCUCAUAUUUCGAGAUUCUAAUUACGUGGCAGCUUCUUACUGGUGCAGGUGACGACAGCCUACGUGCCAAUCGAAAUACACGAUAAGAGCCCUACGUUCCCGUCUUCUUCAACUCCUUCACCGGGAUCUAACUACCAACCGCCGACGAGCAUGUCCGGCAUCUAGUAACGAUAUAAAUUCACCGCUGACGAACAUCUCCGGCAUCCAUUAACAAUAUAAAUUCACCGCCGACGAGCAUCUCCGGCGUCCAUUAAGGAUAGAAAUUCAAUAAGGAAAUGAGAAAUCGAAAAACACGAAAGAUAACCUUCGUUUUCCUACUUCUCACACUUCUCCCAAUUUCUACGCUCGGCCGCCAAUUGGUCCUCGUUCUCUCUCAAGAAGACCUAAAAGAAGCCGCCGCUGAUUCAACAAACCUCGUCGAUGACACAUCGGAUUCUGGAUUCGAUGAUUUUAUUGACUCCGAAGCUAAACCGGAUUACGUACUUGAUCCCGGUUCAUGGAGCCCGAUUUUUGAACCGGCUACCGCGUCGGAAGAUCACCUUGAACAUGAAGGUGUAUAUUACUCUGCGGUUAGUAAGAUAGUUAAGGCGUAUAGUCGGGGUGAUGAAAGAGCGAUGGAGGAAGCGGCAUCGGAGAUUGAAGCGGCUGCUGUGGCUGGUCACCCUCAUGCGCAGUCGAUUUUAGGGUUUUUGUAUGGAAUGGGGAUUGGAAGAGAAAGGAGUAAAGCUAAGUCUUUUUUGUAUCAUCAUUUUGCUGCUGAAGGUGGUAAUAUGCAAUCCAAAAUGGCACUUGCUUACACUUAUUCUCGCCAAGAGAUGCAUGAUAAAGCUGUAAAAUUGUAUGCCGAAUUGGCAGAGGUAGCCAUUAACAGUUUCCUGAUAUCGAAGGACUCACCUGUGAUUGAACCAGUGAGGAUACACAGUGGAGCAGAGGAAAAUAAGGAAGCCUUGAGGAAGUCGCGAGGUGAGGAGGAUGAGGACUUCCAGAUUUUGGAAUACCAGGCACAAAAAGGGAACGCUGGUGCAAUGUAUACAAUUGGGAUAUUCUACUACUUUGGAUUAAGGGGAGUACGACGUGAUCACACCAAAGCAUUAUCAUGGUUUCUGAAGGCAGUGGAGAAGGGGGAGCCGAGAUCUAUGGAACUUCUUGGGGAAAUAUAUGCAAGAGGAGCUGGAGCUGAAAGGAACUUUACCAAGGCAUUAGAGUGGCUUACUCUUGCAUCCAGGCAACAACUUUAUUCUGCUUACAAUGGUUUGGGCUAUCUCUAUGUCAAAGGAUAUGGAGUGGAAAAGAACAACACUAAGGCAAAAGAGUAUUUUGAGAAGGCUGCAGACAAUGGAGAGGCUGGUGGGUUGUACAACCUCGGAGUAAUGUACCUUAAAGGAAUUGGGGUGAAGAGGGAUGUGAAAAUAGCGUCCAAAUAUUUUAUAAACGCAUUGGAUGCUGGUCAACCAAAAACAUUUUAUCAACUGGCGAAAAUGUUCCAUACUGGUGUAAGUCUUAAGAAGAAUGUUCCUCUGGCAUCUUCCUUGUAUAAAGUAGUUGCAGAACGUGGACCAUGGAGUUCUUUGUCUAGAUGGGCACUAGAGUCAUAUUUGAGAGGAGAUGUGGGCAGGGCUUUCCUUCUAUAUUCGAGAAUGGCAGAGUUAGGCUAUGAGAUUGCACAAAGUAAUGCUGCAUGGAUCCUUGACAAAUAUGGAGAAAGAAGCAUGUGUUUGGGAGAAUCUGGAAUUUGCAGCGAUGAAGAGAGGCAUCAACGCUCGCAUGCCUUGUGGUGGCAAGCUUCAGAGCAGGGUAAUGAACAUGCUGCGUUGCUUAUUGGAGAUGCAUAUUACUAUGGCCGGGGUACUGAGAGGGACUAUGACCGUGCAGCAGAGGCAUAUUUGCAUGCGAAAUCGCAAUCUAAUGCUCAAGCUAUGUUUAAUUUGGGUUAUAUGCAUGAGCAUGGCCAAGGACUGCCUUACGAUCUUCAUCUUGCCAAGCGUUACUACGAUCAAGCGUUAGAAGUUGAUCAUGCUGCAAAGUUGCCUGUGACGUUGGCCCUUGCAAGCUUGUGGAUAAGGAAAAACUAUGCCAAUGGCAUCCUGGUUCACGUUAUUGAUUCCUUACCAGAAGUGUACCCCAAAGUGGAAGCGUGGGUGGAGGAUGUCCUAAUGGAAGAAGGAAAUGCAACAAUUCUCACCCUCUUUGUAUGCCUUCUAACGGUGCUUUACCUUCGCGAGCGGCAGCGCAGACAUGUUGCUGCUGCGGGUGAGAUCGCCUUCCCUCAUCAACUUGGUGAACAAGGUGUGCCUGUAGGCAAUUAAUCUGUUUCCAGAUAGUUCCAUUCUUGUGUUCUCUCCAAGCGGAAGAGAUAAAUUCUUUUGCGAUGUAGAAAAUUUUUCUUGUUUUGGUUAUUAGAGAGCUGCCCUUUUGUUUUGGGCAAUGUUAUAUAUUUGUCAUACACACCGCGACUAAUAGGAUGUAGUGGAGGAUUGUCACAACUUGAUUUCUCUUUUGCUCAUUUGCAGUAUAGAUUUUGGUACUUAAUUA
Messenger RNA from Capsicum annuum, 2617 nucleotides. Its product is annotated as ERAD-associated E3 ubiquitin-protein ligase component HRD3A. Gene Ontology annotation, molecular function: protein binding. Bases 361 to 2391 code for a protein of 676 amino acids. Lineage: Eukaryota; Viridiplantae; Streptophyta; Magnoliopsida; Solanales; Solanaceae. The record is from RefSeq and is a predicted model, not a curated record. The transcript is spliced from 6 exons.